UGGUGUAUGGCAGUGAUAAGGAUGCUGGUAUGAGGUAUGACGGUGAUCAGGACACUGGUAUUGGUUGUGGUGGUGAUCAGGACACUGGUAUGGUGUAUGGUAGUGAUCAGGAUGCUGGUAUGGGGUAUGACAGUGAUCAGGUUGCUGGUAUGGGGUAUGGCAGUGAUCAGGACACUGGUAUGGUGUAUGGUGGUGAGCAGGAUGCUGGCAUGAAGUAUGGUGGUGAUUGGGACACUUGUAUGAGGUAUGGCAGUGAUCAGGAUGCUGGUAUGGGGUAUGGCAAUGAUCAGGACGCUGUUUUGGGGUAUGGCUAAGAUGAGGAUGCUGAUAUGGGGUAUGGCUGCGAUCAAGACGCUGGUAU
Molecule: messenger RNA, 361 nt
Organism: Staurois parvus
Lineage: Eukaryota; Metazoa; Chordata; Amphibia; Anura; Ranidae
Source: the annotation of a GenBank genome assembly